Phlebotomus papatasi is the source of this 4400-nucleotide messenger RNA. RefSeq lists its product as uncharacterized. The coding region runs from base 197 to 4060 and encodes 1287 amino acids. The record is from RefSeq and is a predicted model, not a curated record. Lineage: Eukaryota; Metazoa; Arthropoda; Insecta; Diptera; Psychodidae. The transcript has 5 exons.
GGGAAAGUUGGCCAUGAAAAUAAACAAACGUUGCUGUUUCAUUUUGCAAUUGAAUUUUUUAAUGAUAAAAUUGUUCAAAAUUAGUGAAAUCAUCUUGAUAAUUUAGAAGGAAGUGCAAAUAUAGAGAGGGAAUGGAGGGAAUCGAGAGAACGCAACAGUGGCUCUCGUUGAUCUAAAGAGACAAGUGUAAAGUGUAAUGGAAAUUCCAGAUGAUUUACUUUCUUUGUGCUCUAAGCAAACGGAACCCUUUGAAGCAUUACCUCAAAAUAAUGUGAUCGGUAGUGAAGUGAAUUGGGAAAAGAGGAUUGAGUAUGUGAGUAAGUGGUUAAAAGAAACUGAAAGUUAUAGUAGUAAAAACACCAUGGGACAGCAACAUGUGCUUCCAGUGGAAGUUGUUGAGAUAUCAGACGAUGACUCCGAUUCUGAUAAUUUCGUUAGUUCGGAGAGUGUUGUUAAAUCAAGUGCAGAAAAUAUAGUAAAUCCAUCAAAAAAAAAUAGUGAAGUGCGAAGAAAUUCAAAACGACACAAGAAAAAGCAUAGAAAAGGUGUGAAGAAAGUUAGAUUGGAUGAAGAUCGACCACUUCAAGAUGAGUCUUUUCCUGCUGGAGAUGAUCGUAUCCAGGAGCAACGUCGUAAUCGGGAGAUGACAACGCAACACGCUUCGCCGUUUGCUGCUAGUUCGUCUCAAUCUCUUGGUUGCAAAGAUGAACCUGUUCCAGCUACAACUGAUAAUUUGGACAUGGGGAUACAAACUGAGGAGAUUAAGGUGGAAGUACCGAUUUUUUGUACUAGUUCGUUCGCUCAAACGGAGUCCCCUGUUUUGGAGGAGACGCCAACGCAAACUCCUUCACUGGUCACCUUAGACUCAUCUGCACAAACAACAAAUCCUGUUUUUGGUGAGACGUCGACGCAAACAUCUCCUCCGUUUUGCUUCAACUCCUCUGUGCAAACAGAUGCCAUCAUUAGGAAGACUCAGAACACCCAGACUAUCAAAGUUUGGAUGAUUAAUGCAGCAUGCCAAACUGAUGCAUUCUCAUUCAAAGUCAAUUCGUCGUUGAGUCCUGUAAAGAGUCCUGAGAGGAAGAUGAAUUCCUAUAUGAGCAGGGAGCGUAAUAAUAUGAUGCGAGCAAUUGAUUUAGUCAACAGUCAAAGGAUUAAAGAAUUCAUGAUGCUUUCUACAAUGUAUCAGUCUUUGCUUGAUCAAAUUGGGAUGACGCAGUAUCUGUUAAAACGCAACGGUGACUCGAUUUGGGAUAAUGUUCAAAAAUCAUUACUGCUAAUUCAGAAAACAAUGACGGAAAAAGCAGUAGUACAUUUGUCAAAUGUAAAACCUGCUUUUAUGGAAAUGAAUUCAGAAGAACGUGAGUUCUUCAAGAAGAUCCUUAUGGAAACGGCACUUGAUUGGGUAAAGAAAUCCAAUACCCCAGUUAAAGUUAACCUCGAGGCAAAUCCGUUUGCCUGGAUGAUUGACAUGUUGAAUAAAGUAAUGAGCGAUUCGAAUGUGGAAAACAAAGUCGAAGCAGACGGAAGUUUUGUUCUGAAAGUAGAGACGGAAGGAACGAGUGAUCAAUCUACUACAGUUCUGCCGGUUGAUCAUAGUCCAGCAUAUGGUGAUCUUCCACCAGAAUCAAAUACAUUCGGACCGGCCAUGACUAUAAUCCCAAUAAAUUCAUCACCCUUAGUCGCAACUAUGCAGGAACCCUUCACAAAUGAUGUCCAGAAUGACGCAGCUAUGCCUGUAAAUUCUGCGAAAACUUCUGCCCAGAUUCGUGUAUCUCAGAGUCCCGUUAUUGAAACUUCAAUGAGUUCACAAGUUUGCGAACCGCAAGUCUCUCAAUCUGAUAAUGUCAAUAGUGACAGCCAACUAGAAAACAAUGGAAUACCUAGUUCCUGUCAAGUGACAAAUCAAUGUAUACAAAUCCCACCUCAAGGACAGCCUGCUGUGGGAGCUGAUCAAGAAUCUGUUCAGCAAGCUUGCCCUAAUUAUACCGCAAUUGCUGCCGUCACUCAUUCUAUUCUAAGUGAAUACGCUCAAUCAGUUCCAAAGAUAGUUUCACCGAUUUUGUCGCCUAAUACACAAACAGUUAACCAUCAAUCAAAUCAUCUUUCUAUUCCUCCACGACUUCCUGUCCCAAACUGGAUUCAAAUCCUUCCAACUCCUAGGAUUCCAAAUCAGUGCCAAAUACCUCAGGCGAAUUCGCUACAGAGGCAAGCUAUUUUAAAUGUUCAACAGCAAGGCUGUAAUAAUCGGCCUCAGGUGUCUGUAUCGGCUCUCGUGGAACAACACCAGCAGAUGAUGCAACAAAAUCAAAAACAACAAACUGAAACUCAGAAUCAACCCGUGAAUCUGUCUCAACAUUCUGGAGGCGCACUAGUUGGUAGUGGUCCUUGUACUUCAUUGGGAUCAAGCGCUCCAGGACCUCAAUGGCUCCAACCAAUACUUCCAUUGACAGUGUUCAACAAUUCAAUUCCGGUAAGGAUGGCUGAUACGCCAUUUAAUUCAACUAUAAGUGUAAAACAUAUGUAUUGCGAAAGAUCACAACAAUUUCGGUCUUUUGUCAAUCAGGUACCAUUUUGGAGACAUCCAGGACCUCAACCAGCUCAUCAAAACAUCAGUAAUCCCGGAAACUUCAUUCCCAUGGUCCCCCCUAUUUCAAUGCCGUCAACAUCGUAUUCUCAGAUUCCUCCUUGGCAUAAUGUAAUGCAGAAUCCAAUGCAAAUUCAACAUCAGAAUAACUCCGUUCCAAGGAAUAUCGCAACGCAACCUCGUUUGCAUGCGCCACCAAUUCAACAGAUACAACAGGGAGGAUGCGUGCAACGGCAGCAGAGUCCGCUUAAUAUGCUGAACCAUCAAGUUUCAACUUUGCCACCAACUUAUAAAGAGACUGUAAGAAAGGUGAAACAACGCAGGGCCUCAAGUGACAGGUCACCAAAACAAAGAAAAGCAAGACCACCUCAACGAAGAACUUCUGUAUAUAAUUUACCUAAGGUGAAUCAACCAACACUGGAAACGUGGAAUUCCAAUCAACAACCGUUGUCGACUGCGUCGUCAAUGCAGAUUACUGCAACGUCAACGAUAAAUACUCAACCUCAGCAACAGCAACCGUCAUCAGUAUUGCAGACUAAUCAUCAAAUGCAGUCUCCAACGAUCAAUCAGGUACCUUCAAAACAAAAGCAUCACAGAGGAUCAACUGAAACUUCGUUCAUUUCAUCUCAGCAAUGUUCAGUGUCCCCGCAAAACAUUCCUCAUUCUCAAUCUCAAACAACGAUUACAUGCCUUUCUUCUAUACCUGAUCUGUCGCAGUUAAUGUCCGAAGAUGAAUUUCGUGAUCUUCAAAGAGUAAUUCAAAACUUACCCGGCGUUGGAGGAAACUCAACUGUGCAGUUAUCGUCGAGCGUUGCCUGUGAGCAGAUAAUCUGUCCGACUAUUCCUACGCAAGCUACAUCGGAUGUAUCCAACAAUCCCACCAAAGAAUACCAGAUCCGCCCUACACCAACGUCAAAGCUAAUGCCGCCUCCUCCGGUUCCUACCUCGCGUGUUCGCAGAGGUAGACAAAUGUCUGUGGAUUCAUAUCAACCUCCUAAGACGCAGAUGUGCAAUUCAACAGUGAACUAUUCACAAAGUGCUGGGAUCCUUCAAGGAACUUCCGGACAGACUGAAUCUAGCGUUAAAACUUCACCUAGUACAGAUACAAUUAAAGAAGUAGUUAAUUUACCGCAUGUGCAAAGUCAACUUUGGGCACAUUUUAUGGGAUCUUUUUACCAAUCACGUAAAAAUCUUCAGAAUCACCCUCAAGUGGAGCAACGGAAUGGAACGGUCGUAGAGAAGGAGCAACAAGAAUCUCUAAGCGGUUCGGAACAAAAUCAUUCCCUGGGGUUGGAAAUUUCUCAUGAGUUGAUCAUAAAAUUGAAGAGAACCAUGAAGAUUUGCACUAUUUGUGUAACGAAUAACACAAAUAUGGUUUGUAGUACAUGUCUCAGUGCUGCUUAUUGCAGUAAUGAUUGUGAGGCGCAGGAUACCGAUCAUUCCUGCAAGAGUGGUCAAUUUAUUUUCUUAUGAAAACAUAGAAAAACAAAUCUAUGGAAACAUUGGUCCUAUGUCACUAGAUUUAAUUUAAUUUGAUGUUUUUUAUAUAAGAAUUUAUUAAAAAUCUGUUGAAGUAUUUAAAUGCAGUUUAUUUUUUUUUUAAAGUGCUGCAAAGAGCACCUUGAAAACGCAAAGAAAUCUGUACAAAGAUGUUCCAAAGAAAAUAUGUAUGCUAUUUGCAUCAAAUAUGAGUAUUUCAAAUUUAAAUAAUAAAAAGAAAUGUUGUUAAAUCUUGCAUUCCAAUGAUAUCAAAAUAUAUUCAAAAUCUAUGUAAGAUCUCAUGGAAGAAAUAAAGCAACUUCUCAACUUGAAA